AUAGAUUUGUACAAAAUGUCUGAAAUAAAUAGUGAUACAACAAUUGUAGCAACAGAAUCGACCACAUCAACAAAUGAUGAUAACAAUUUAACAAGUGAUGAUUCUUCGGUAGUGUUAAAUCGGGGUGCAACGAACAAUGAUGAUCCUAAUAAAAAUGAACUAAAUAGUAGUAAAAUUGAGUUAAGUGAUACUGAAAGUGUAAUUAAAGAUAAAGAUGCUAAUUGUUCGAAUAAUAAUGAUGGCCGGUCAUCACCGACAAUGUCCGAUACGGGUAGUGUACGAUCGACGGCGAGUAAAGCAUCGGGUAUACCAAGUCGUAUUGGACGGCCGUGUUGUAAGGGUGCACCGAAACCCGGAAUUCCACCUAUACCAAAAUCACAAGGUACACCUACAAGUGAUGCCGGUUCAAGGAAAUCUAGUGAAGAUCGAUCCAAAAAGUUGUCAGUAUCAAGUAAUGCAUCAUUGGAUACUUUAUGGGAAUAUUAUCCACGGCGUCUUAGUGAAGCAGGUUUACGGCGUCAUUCAGAUGCUAGUCAAGUAUUGACUGAAGAUACAGAUAGUUUUAUUAUUGGUGAUCGAGUAUGGGUCGGCGGUACAAAACCUGGACAAAUCGCUUACAUUGGCGAAACACAAUUUGCACCAGGGGAAUGGGCUGGUAUUGUAUUGGAUGAACCAAUUGGGAAAAACGAUGGAUCUGUAUCGUCCGUAAGGUAUUUCCAAUGUGAACCAAGAAAAGGGGUAUUUUCACGAUUAACGCGUUUAACACGUUAUCCAUUGGAAUCACCACCAGUGAUUCGUGAAAAUGUUGCUUUGGCUCAAUCUACUCCCUCAAGUUUACGUAAUGCAACGGCUGCAUCACGUUCCAAACAAAUUUCACCAACGGCCAGUGUAAAAACUCCAUCAUUAAGCGCAAAUAAUGAUCUGAAAAUUGGUGAUCGGGUUAUCGUUAGAUCAAGUGCUACAACUGGCUCAAAACCAGGUAUUUUACGUUUUAUUGGUGCUACACAAUUUGCACCGGGCGAAUGGUGUGGUGUUGAAUUGGAUGAUCCAAUUGGAAAAAAUGAUGGAUCUGUUGAUGGAAUCAGUUAUUUCGAAUGUCAACCAUUUUAUGGUUUGUUCACCCCCAUCCACAAGGUAUCCAAAUCACCAUCAACACGUCGACCUUCCGCUUGUGUUGUUCAUCGUCCAGGAAGUACAACACCCGGAUUACGUCGUAGUAAUUCGCGUGAAUCAUUAACAUCAAUGAACACAAGUAUUGCAUCAUCUAUACGAACAACUGCAUCCCGGGUAAGACUUGGUGUGACUAGUUUGAACACUCCCAAGGGCUUAGCAAAGGUACAUUAGUUUUUGUCCUAACUUUUUGUUUUUUUUUUAUUAAUUUUGUUGUAGUUUGUAAAACGUCCACAUAUUUUAUGGAAAAAUAUUUUCAUUAUUUCAAUUAUUUAAUAUAAUUUCGAAGGCAAAAUUUUUUUAAAGGCAUCGUCGAAGGCAAAAUACUUCCAAGCUCGAAAAUUCCACUUUCCAUAAAGUUUGUAGCGGUUACUUUUUUUUUAUUUCAGUAGACUUUUCAGGUUAUUGAAAAAAUGCACAAUUAUGAUUCUUAUUAUUCGCCAAUUAUUAAUUUAUUAUUGUAAUUUACUUAAUAUUUCACAUAGAGGCUCUGUAAUAUUGCGAGUGGAAAUAAUCCAAACAUUUGAGUAAACAGAUGAUAUCUGCUUUCUUCACAGAAUUAUAAUCCAAACUUGUUAUCGGAAAAUAUUUUUAUAUCCUACUUAUCUAUGACUUUAAUUUUACAAAAUUU
Chrysoperla carnea is the source of this 1801-nucleotide messenger RNA. RefSeq names its product restin homolog (gene CLIP-190). The record is from RefSeq and is a predicted model, not a curated record. The transcript has 7 exons. Bases 16 to 1344 code for a protein of 442 amino acids. NCBI's taxonomy places the organism in Eukaryota, Metazoa, Arthropoda, Insecta, Neuroptera, Chrysopidae.